AUGUCACAAACAGAUAAUACAAUAUUUGUAUCAAUUGCAAGUUAUAGAGAUCCUGAAUGUCAAUGGACAAUCAAGAAUUUAUUUGAAAAUGCAGAUCAACCUGAUAAUGUAUACAUUGGUGUAUGUUGGCAAUACGAUAUGAAAGAUAAUCAAGAUCAACAAUGUUUUGUCUAUACAUCUGAUAGAUUUGAUAAACAAGUUAGAAGAAUUGAUUUACAUUUUACAGAAGCAAAAGGACCAUGUUUGGCAAGACAUUUAGCACAAACGUUAUGGAAAGAUGAAAAGUACUUCUUACAGAUUGAUAGUCAUAUGAGAUUUAUCAAGGGUUGGGAUAGCAAGUUGAUAGAGAUGAUUGAGCAAUGUCCACUUUCCAAACCAAUCAUUACAUGUUAUCCAAUGGGAUACACACUACCAAACAACGUACCAAAACAUACAUACCCUACAGUGUUGGUUGCAGAUCGAUUUGCAGAAGACACUAUGAUUCGAAUGACUGGUAAAUUGAUUUCAAAACCACUCAAACAACCUUUUACAUCUAGAUUCUGGGUGUCUGGGUUCUCAUUCUCAUCGUCGGCAGUCAUCAAAGAAGUACCAUACGAUCCUCAUCUCGACCACCUCUUUUUUGGUGAAGAGAUGAUCAUGACGGCAAGACUUUGGACAAGUGGUUGGAAUUUCUAUAGUCCUCCCAUUGCAUUGGUAUUUCAUCUCUGGAAACGUGACUAUCGUACCACUUUUAGAGAUGACUGUUCCACACCAGUACACCAAGCCAUUCAAAAGGAAAAGGAACAACAGAGUAGAAAUAGAAUCAAUCAUAUUUUACAAAACCAAGUGACCGCCAAUCUAGACACCGAAUCCAUUCAUUAUUCAUUGGGUAGUGAACGUACACUUGAACAAUACAAACAAUUUAGUGGAGUUGAUUUAAUUAAAAAGGAAAUCAACCAAUUUGCAAAAUUGGGUGGUAUGCAUGAAUCUGAUUUCUUAAAUUCAAUCAUUGAAUUGGCUAUUAAAUCUCAACAAGGUGUACCAAUAUAA
This is a messenger RNA of Cavenderia fasciculata, 1029 nucleotides long. RefSeq names its product GlcNAc transferase (gene gnt1). Bases 1 to 1029 code for a protein of 342 amino acids. The record is from RefSeq and is a predicted model, not a curated record. The transcript has 3 exons. NCBI's taxonomy places the organism in Eukaryota, Evosea, Eumycetozoa, Acytosteliales, Cavenderiaceae.